This is a messenger RNA of Rotaria sp. Silwood1, 972 nucleotides long. NCBI's taxonomy places the organism in Eukaryota, Metazoa, Rotifera, Eurotatoria, Philodinida, Philodinidae. The record is from the annotation of a GenBank genome assembly.
AAAAAAAAAAUCUUCUUUUUAUAAAUUGUUUUUUUCUUUUUUCAUAGAGUUAUCAUAAUGCGAUUACUUCUACUCUUUACUUUUGUAUUUAUUAUUAUUCUACAAAUAACAUGUAAUAGUAAUCAAUGUGGAAGACAAUCAGAAAUAAUUAGUUGUGCAGAUAUUAAAGGACAAGCAACUUUUAUACAUUGUUGGGAAACUUCAAUUGGUCAAGCUAUUUAUCGACUUGUUAUUACUGAUACUGUCGUUAUGCUAGUUAUCCAUCUUGUUGUCGAUCCAUUACGAAGUCUAUUGACACGUUGCUGUUCAUCAAAAGUAGUAGUAACUGAACAAGAUGAAACUAUAAAUGGUACUUCGGAACCACCUGAAGUAUUCUGUCUGUGGCAACCACUCCAAUUUGAACUAGAAGAUUAUGUAUUAGAUUUGACAUAUACUCAAACAUUGUGUUGGCAUGGUUUAAUUUUCUGUCCAUUUUUACCGUUGAUUUCAGCAGCUAAAAAUAUACUUAUCUUUGUUGUUAAAUUUUUAAGUCUAGCUUUAUUUCGUAAAAGAUCACAAUUAGAAUUGAGUCCUGCUCGAACUCGUCAUAUAUUUACAGGUGUUCUUCUUUUUUCUUUUGUUUGGGCUUUGCUACCAAUUAGUUUUCUUGCUACAUCACUUCGACCAUCUCGCGGUUGUGGUCCAUUUCGUUUAUAUAGUCAUGAACCUGACUUUUAUAUGUAUUAUUCAGUUCGUAAUAUUGUUACACAAAUUCGAAAUAAUAUUUUAGUCAAUAUCAUACUUAAAAUUACUAGUGCUGUGGUCAUUAUUCCAUUAGUUUUAAUUUUAAUUUUAUUUUCUUGUAUUUUAACUAUUCGGCGUAAUAGUUAUCGAGGAGCAUCUUUAGAACUUUAUAAAUUAUUGUAUUCGUCACAUAAAGUACAUCAACUAGCCGUAAAAAAUGCUCCCGUUAUUGUAACAACAUCUCUUUAA